AAACAAAUGUUUUGUUUUUACGCGAUUUGAUUUAGCAGUUGGAUUACUUUGGGGAUUGCCACUGCACUGGUGGCCGGGAAACAUUGAAACGCGAAAAGAAACAUGUUCUUAAAAAACGAUGGUCUAACUGCAGUGGAAAGACAACCUGGCUGAUAUUCUACAAUUAGUGGCGGGACUGUAAUAUAAUGGGUAAGGAGGCUAAAGAUUGCAGGUUCGAUUCCCUACACUACACUGCCGUUGUACCCUUGAUCAAGGUAGUUAACCGGCAUUGCUUCAAUAUAAAUCCAGCUGUAUAAUUGGAUACAAUGUAAAUGUAAGUCACUCUGGAUAAGAGCGUCUGCUAAAUGCCUAUAAUGUAACCGUUUCAUCGGCCGCCUUUGUCCAGGUUUGGGUGAAACGUUUGAAAUAAGUGUAAUAUUAAAGUUUCACCACACGAGGGCAACACAUCAACGAUUCUUUGGAGGUUUUCUGCAUCUUUCCCUGCUCGGGUUACCUACGGGAGGAAUACCAAAACAAAGUCCUCCUUCCGUGCAGUUCCAACCACACCUCCGCAGACCGAGGCAUUCACUAGCAGACUAGGGUGACCAAAAUUCUUGCACUGUCAGAAGGUGCAAAAACCUUACAUUAUCUCACCUUUGUCCAGUGCACUACAUUAACAGUUUUCCAAAGGACUUCGUCCCACCCCGACAUUGGAACUGGUCAACCCAGUCUGACAAUAGCAUGCCGUGUUCCCAGAGGGGAGGGACUCUGACCACCGCCACCUCUUCCUACGCCGCCGAUCCUUGGCUUCGAUUUUCGCUCAGGGUUGGUUGAGAGGCACAGCUGCUCCACUAGGAGGGAAGGCCACGGUUCCUCUCUGCUCUCUGUGAUGACAUCACUGCACGGUUACCACAGAAACCAGGGCCCCAGUGCGAACGGCUGACGUCCAAGCAGGUGCUGAUUGAGGAGAUGGCGGCUCAGGUGGAGGUGAAGGCGGGAGACGGGACGAGGGCGGGAGGCGUGGGAGGGCGUCUGCACCUCAGCCCCCUGGCGGACUCCAGCAACAAAAGCCCCACGGAGGCCCCCUCCGGCACCCAGGGUCCUCUCAUUCUGGCCCCGGAGCCCAGCAAGCCCGUGCCAGGGCCCAAACCUCGCCUCACCCCUAAGCCUUUCGCCGUCGAGAAGAACCCCAGCAUCCGCCCCAUCCCUGCCCCCAAGCCUCACGCCAGGCCCCGCCCCGAACCUACUCGCCCCACCUCCUACAAACCCGACCCGCCCAGCACCCCUAAACCUGCUUCGGCAAAGCCCGCGCAUGCCAGCGCGCAGAGGCCGGUGCCCACCACCCCGAAGCACCCCACCCCUACAUCCUUCAAACCCGCCCCCAAGCCCGCCCCCACCGUUCAGCCCCGCAAACCUGCACCUCCGCUCUCGCCAGGGGAGCCUGCUAAGCUCACCAUACUUGAAACCGUCAAGUCCCAGGGCCCCAGGUCAGGGCUGCCCCAAAAGCAGGGCCCCCAGGCGGCCCCGGCCGCCGAGUGGUCCGGAACGACGCAGCAGGAGGGAGAGAAGCAGAGGAUGGAGGGAAGCGGGAGGGUCGGGGCUCCCAUAAUGCGGGCUAAGUCCAUGGGCUUUCUCAACCAGACGGCUCGGGAGGACGAGAAGGUGGCGGAGAGAGCGAAGGGGGGCGGAGCCGCCGAGGCAGCCGUCCCCAUGCGACCCCAGCCCAGAGGUUCCCGGCCCAGGCCCGUCUCCGCGGUCUUCCUGCCGUCCCCCACCCAAUCGGAGUCUCCAGGCCCCGCCCCUCCCUCCCGUUGGGUGGGCCGACGGCCCCUCUCCGCCGACCUCACCUCCAAGUUUGAGUCCAUCGGCCUGUCCCUGCACCGCCGGCCGGGCAAGGCAGACAGCAAGGAGAACACUCCGGAAGGAGGCAGGGAGGAGGACGGCGCGCCAGCCAGGAGGAAGGAAAAGGAAAAAGGGGUGGGGCCGACACCAUCGUCACCGUCACCGUCGCCGCCUGCGCCCGACACCGAGCUCAAGCCCAAGGCCUCUGCGCCGGAGCAACCGAGCGAGAAACAAGACCAGGAAGAGAAAGAGGAGGAGAAGAGCGGUGGCAGUAUAAAGAGGCGCAUUAGCCUCCUGUUCGACUCCUCCUCUUCCUCCUCCCCGGGCGGCGGCCCGUCUGCCGCUGGGGCGGAGCCGCGCCCUUCAGCCCAGCCCAUCCCCGAGACGGACAUCGGGGUGGGAGUGAAACAGCGAAUUAAAAAGCUGACCGAGGACGCGCCCCCCACGCCUCCCUCUCCAAAAGCGGCGUUCAAGCCCCGCCCUCUGCCCUCUGACCUCACCAAAAGAUUUGCUGCUGAGAAGCCAGCGGAGCUUAGCGGCCUGUCGCCAAGCGGCUUGGAGAGAGAGGGGUCGAGAGGUCAGCCGCAGGAUGGCAGCGAGGCUCAUGGGAAGGUUGAAGACUCUGCUAUGGGCCACACUGACGAAGCGAGCGAAGAAAAAGAGGACAGGACGGUGUUUCAGUUCCCCCAGGCCCAGCCAGCCCACGCCCCCGCCCCCGCCCCCGCCGACCAAUCGGGCACGAGCGCGGAGGAGCGGAGGGCGGAGAGCGAGGCGCAGGAGGCGUGCCCCAGCGGCGGCGUGCAGACGGUCCGGGCAGCCAUGUUUGAGAACGUGGUGGAGCGGCACAGCGUGCACGUGGUGGAGGAGGCGGGUGGGGCCAGCGGGCAGCUCGGGCGGAGCGUCUCGCUGAGGCGGAGCGAGGGCGGGGACACGAUGCCCCCCGCCAGCCCCCUCCCGGUGGAGCACGUGUUCGACACGGUGCCGGCCGUCGGGGAGAAGAGGGCGGUGGUGGAGAGCGUGCGCCCCGCCCAGCUGGAGGACAAGGCCAUGACGCUGCGUUCCCGCCGGACGGGGGCCGGGCAGGCGGGGGACACGCCCCCCUCGCGGCCCCCCGCUCAGAGAGACCCCCCCAGGGAGAAGCCGGAGGCCCCGCCCCAGCCCGCGGAACAAGCGCCGCGGUACCUGCGGGUCGGCGCCCUGAAGAAGUGGGGCGCCAAGGAGCCGGAGGCGGAGACAGGGCGGUGGGCGGAGCCGGAGGCGGAGACAGGGCGGUGGGCGGAGCCGGACAGACAGAAGCCGGAGAGCACCGCGCAGCUGGAGUCCGAGAAGGAGAGGCACAGAGAAUGGGAGGGGGAGGAGGUGGGGGCGCCCAAACGUUUGAAGAUGCUGGAGGGGGACGACCCGCAGCCCAAGCCCAGGGCCACGUAUUUCGCCCUCACCGGGCAGAUGCAGGAGCCCCAGCCGGCGGAGGGGCGCGGCGGAGACGGGACUGGGGGCGCGGACGUCACCUUGGAAGAUUUCUCCGUGAAGCCUGGGAGGUGGGGCUCCCCGGGGCCGAUGCGCAGAAACCCGUCUCUGGACGCGGCGCUGUCCAAGAGCAGCCCGAGCGAGGCCCCGGGCCAGGGCUCCCUCUUCGGGAGGGGCCAGGCCCCCGUGGAGAGGGAGGCGCUUCGGGAAAUGGAAACGGAGCAGGAGCUCAAGGCCCAGAGGGACACGGGGUGGGAGAGACAACGAGAGCUGGAGCGACAGAGAGCCUGUGAAAGGGAAAAAGAGAUGGAGAGGCAAAGAGAGAUGGAGAGACAGAGAGAGAUUGACAGGGAACGACAGAGGGAAAUGGAGAGGCAGAGAGAGAUGGAGAGACAGAGAGAGAUUGAGAGGGAACAACAGAGGGAAAUGGAGAGCUGA
Anguilla anguilla (European eel) is the source of this 3726-nucleotide messenger RNA. RefSeq names its product zinc finger CCCH domain-containing protein 13-like. The record is from RefSeq and is a predicted model, not a curated record. The coding region runs from base 949 to 3726 and encodes 925 amino acids. The transcript has 6 exons. NCBI's taxonomy places the organism in Eukaryota, Metazoa, Chordata, Actinopteri, Anguilliformes, Anguillidae.